Molecule: messenger RNA, 1547 nt
Organism: Saccostrea echinata
Lineage: Eukaryota; Metazoa; Mollusca; Bivalvia; Ostreida; Ostreidae
Product: steroid 17-alpha-hydroxylase/17,20 lyase-like
Exons: 10
Coding region: 20-1522 (500 amino acids)
Biological process (GO): progesterone metabolic process; hormone biosynthetic process
Molecular function (GO): iron ion binding; steroid 17-alpha-monooxygenase activity; heme binding
Source: RefSeq, a predicted model, not a curated record
AGAAGAAGGUUGAUACACCAUGAUUACCUUGUCUCUCAACACCCAGACCAUACUAGCGAGUCUAAGCAUAUGUCUCAUGGUAUACUACGUUAUUAAGCGAAUGCGGUUUCGCCUGCCACCAGGUCCCUGGUGCAUUCCACUUGUUGGACAUUAUCAGAUCUAUUCAUCUGUUGAAAUGCACAAGAAAGUAGCUGAGCUAUCCAAGACAUAUGGCCCAGUCUUACGUCUAUCAUAUGGAUCCAGCACUUGGGUUCUUCUAAAUGAAAACGACGUUGUUAUAGAGGCAUUGGUGAAAAAGAAGGCAGAUUUUGCUGGAAGACCUGAAUUUUCAUCAGAUGAUGCAUUUAGUAGCGGGGGAAAAGACCUCGUAUUUAGUACCUAUUCACCAACUUGGAAAUUGCACAGAAAAAUAGCAGGCAAAGCUCUCAGGCUUUAUUUACGAGGGGAUCUUCUUGAAAACACGGUACAGAACAACGUGAAUAGAUUCUUGGACAAGAUGGCACUGGAGGAGGAACCAUUUGCUUUCAAAAGUUACGUGGAUCUGAUGGUUUUUCACCAACUGUAUACUAUUUCUUUCGGAGAAAAACGGCCUAUUGAAGAUCCGGAAGUAAAGGCACUGCUUAAAUUAGAUGAAGAGUUGAUCGCUGAACUGGCAACUGGAUUCCUGGAGGACUUAGUCCCACAUCUGAAGGACAUCUACCCAACUGCGAAAUGGAAGAAAUUUCUCAGAUUGAUAGAUCAGCUGUCAAAAGUGCUUCGGGCUAAAUACAAAGAGCAUGUCAAUACUUUUCAACCAGGUGUAAACAGAGACUUUAUCGACAGUUUGUUGAUGGCCAGACAGGAGGCCGAGAACGAAGGGGAUGUAUCCGCACUGGAGAAGUUUGACGAUACACGUUUAAUUCAGACCAUAUCAGAUAUAAUUUUGGCUGGACUGGAUACUUCAAGAUUCACAAUGGACUGGUUCGUGUAUUUCAUGAGCAGAUUUCCGGAAAUCCAGACCAAAUGCCAGGAGGAAAUUGAAAGGGUUGUCGGCUCAGGGCAUCCAUCAAUAAAGGACCUUAGCAACUUAGACUACACAGAGGCUUGCUUGUUUGAAACAAUGAGACUAGGAAGCGUUGUGGGGCUUGGUAUCCCUCACAUGACUAUAUGUGAUACACAAGUUGGUGGAUAUGACAUUCCAAAAGGCACCACAGUAAUUAUAAACCACUGGGCUCUUCAUCAUGAUCCUAAAUUCUUUAAAGACCCAGAAAACUUUGAUCCAUAUCGUUAUCUUGAUGAAAACGGAAAAAUGAAACCUUCUAGACCAGAUAGUUGGCUGCCGUUCUCAGCGGGCCGCCGAGUUUGUUUGGGAGAAUCGUUAGCUAAACCUGAAAUACUAAUGAUGUGUGUAAACCUGCUGCAGCGUUUUGAAAUUCGUCUUCCAAAUGGAGUGAAACCAAAUCUUGAAUACAAGCAGUAUGGAUUUGGCACAGAGCUUCCACCUGAGUAUAAAAUCAUUGUAAAGGAUAGAAAUAAGAAUUAAACAAUCUACAUCAUAAUAUUUAUAU